Morone saxatilis (striped sea-bass) is the source of this 1345-nucleotide messenger RNA. RefSeq names its product DnaJ heat shock protein family (Hsp40) member B9a (gene dnajb9a). Gene Ontology annotation, molecular function: protein-folding chaperone binding; misfolded protein binding. The coding region runs from base 320 to 973 and encodes 217 amino acids. The record is from RefSeq and is a predicted model, not a curated record. Gene Ontology annotation, cellular component: endoplasmic reticulum. NCBI's taxonomy places the organism in Eukaryota, Metazoa, Chordata, Actinopteri, Moronidae. The transcript has 3 exons.
AAAAGCAACUUAAGUGGCGUUAGUUAGCGUUACAUGCUAACACGAACAACACCAGGGUCACUUUGGGACAGUUGAGGCAGGAACAUGAACAGCAAUGGCCGACAGAGGGCAGAAAUGUCUAACGUUACUUAAGUUACCUUAUUACAAUAAUAGGAUAGAAGAAGACGCUAAUGAUGCUGCCUGUGACCACCGGCUCUCGAUAGCACUCAGACUAUCGACCUUACAACUUAUCGCUGUGAUGCUCAGCGUUGGGUAAACAGUCCACAGACGGCCGUGCAGUACUCCAGCUGAGGUUCCCUCCAACGGGGACAUCGGAGCCAUGGCAACGGCGCAGUCUGCCGUAACGUUUGCGGUGUGCAUCCUCAUGAUAACAGAGCUGAUACUUGCCAAGAAGGACUACUAUGAUAUACUGGGAGUGCCUAAAGAUGCUACUGAGCGACAGAUAAAGAAGGCUUUCCACAAGCUUGCGAUGAAAUAUCACCCAGAUAAGAACAAGAGCCCAGACGCUGAAGUGAGAUUCAGGGAAAUUGCUGAAGCUUAUGAAACUUUAUCAGAUGAAACCAGAAGGAGAGAAUACGACCAGUUUAGUGACACCUCUGCGUACUUCACUGGGGAGACACGAGGCAGACGUAGACAGGGUGCCCACCAACCUUACUCCUUCAACUUUGAUGACAUCUUCAAGGACUUUGACAUCUACAGCCAGAACAGGCACGCCCGUCACCGAAGACACUUCGAGGAGCACUCCAGGUCCCACAAGGAGUCCCACAGCAGACAUAAGAGACACUUUCAAGGAGGUUUUGGUGCCGGUAUCUUUGAUGACGUGUUUGAUGACAUAGAGAAAAUGUUUAGCUUUGACGGACACACGGCACAGACUGAAAACAGAUUUCAUGGUGCAUCAAAACAACACUGUAGGACAGUGACGCAGCGCAGAGGAAACAUGGUAACCACAUACACAGACUGUACUGCAUCUUAAGGUGCAAGGUAAAAUGACCUCUGACUCAAAAUGGCCUUAAGGGGAUACAAUACUGUUGUAUUGAUUUGGUAAUGGAAAGCCACUUGGUUCAAAUGCUGUGAAGUUUGAACAGUGACAUCGAUAUCUGACAUUCAGGCACUUAAUGACAGUGACCACUCAGUUUACUUAGCUUGAAGUCUAAAUUCAAAUAAGCUAUGUUUUGUUCAAGCUAUUCCCCGUGUGUGCUCAUGGACUUGUACAUGAUUGUAGUAGUUUUUCACUUCUUGUUAAAGUAAGCGGGCAGCGAGUAUUUUCAAGCACCUUUUUUUUUUGAUAGUGGAAUUUGUUAUGUUUUACUGUUUUGGAAAAAUAAAACAAUGAUACGGAAUUUGG